Messenger RNA from Arabidopsis thaliana (thale cress), 2537 nucleotides. Its product is annotated as ARM repeat superfamily protein. NCBI's taxonomy places the organism in Eukaryota, Viridiplantae, Streptophyta, Magnoliopsida, Brassicales, Brassicaceae. The transcript has 10 exons. The coding region runs from base 95 to 1567 and encodes 490 amino acids. The record is from RefSeq and is marked reviewed.
UUUGUAAAACAAGUAAAGCGGUGUUUCGAAUUUUCUGGCGAGAGAAGAAGAGAAAUAAGGGCAAAGGAGAAAUUAAAAAACCAGAGAGAUUAAAAUGGAAGACGAUGAAGCGACGAAACAGCGAGGAAUACUUGAAGAAGAAGAAGAAAAUUUUACUGGAAGAAGAGAAGAAAGUGAAAACGAGUUUCCCUCACAUCAUCCUCCUCCUCCGCCUGAUGAGUUGUUUGACAUUUCGACUACAGUUGAUCCUAGCUAUCUUAUUUCACUGAUAAGGAAACUCCUUCCAAUUGAUUCGGGAAGUGACGAACGACAUAAUGAUCAUAUGAAUACGGAUAAUGUGGUUCAAGGUGUAGUAGCUAUAUCUGGAAAUGGGGUUGUUGAGACUUCCAAUGGUGAUCCAGAGAGCAUGGACAUUGGAGAUAAUCAUGAUGAAUCCACUUAUGAGGUGGGGGAGACGGUUAGUUCAUGUCCAGCGCCGGGAAUGCAAGACGGGUCAUCGGCAUGGGAAGAUCAUGGUUGUGUUUUGUGGGAUCUUGCCGCCAGUAGAACUCAUGCUGAGCUAAUGGUACAGAACCUAAUUUUAGAAGUGCUUCACGCAAACCUUAUGGUUUCAAAAUCUCCCCGUAUUCGAGAAAUCUGUCUCGGGAUUAUUAGGAACCUUGCUUGCCAUGAAGGUCUGUUGAAACAUAUAGAGUCUACAGCCGGAAUCGUCAAUACACUUGUGGGGCAGUUGUUUCUUGAUGAUACCCAAUGCCUAAGUGAAGUUUGCAGGAUACUCACCACAGGACUCUCUGGCGCUGGGUGUACUUCCUGGGCCCAUUGUUUGGAGUCUGAUGAUAUACUUCGCCAUAUUUUGUGGAUUGCGGAAAAUACCUUGAAUCCUCAUCUUAUUGAAAAGAGUGUAGGGCUAUUGUUAGGUAUCAUAGAAGGUCAACCUGAGGUUGAGCAGCUAUUGAUUCCUCCACUAAUGAAUCUGGGUUUGACGAGUCUCUUGAUCAAUCUUCUUUCAUUUGAAAUGAGCAAGUUGACUAAAGAAAGAAUUCCAGAAAGGUACCCCGUCCUUGAAAUUAUUCUCCGAGCUAUUGAAGCCCUUUCUGCUUCAGAUAGCUAUUCUAAAGAGAUUUGCUCUAGCAAAGAACUUUUUCAAUUAGUCUGUGAUCUUAUGAAACUUCAGGACAAAGCCGAGGUUGCAACAUCUUGUGUUACUACUGGAGUUUUAAUCGCAAAUAUGCUGUCUGAAAGAGUCGAUUUCAUUCCAGAAGUAUUGGAAGAUUUUUCUUUCUUGGAAGGUUUAUUCAGUACUUUACCAUUUGCUUCGGAUGAUGUAGAAGCAAGAAGAGCCCUUUGGAAUGUUAUUGCGAGAUUACUUGCCAGAGUUAAUGAAUCCGAGAUAAACACAUUCCUUCUGAGUCAGUACAUAUUGGUUUUGUUAAGCAACGCAGAUAUUAUUGAAGAUGAUUUUCUUGAUACCCAACUAGAAGAUUCAAACGAGUCCCGAAACUCAUUCCCUUCCCAGAUAAAGUCAAGCGCACGAACAAUUGCUGUAUCCACUUUUAUAUUCCUCUAAUUUUGUUACUUCUUUCUAGAUUCUACAUAGUUGGCCUGUACAGAUCUUUUGUGGACCUUAAGCAACAACAGAUACAGAAGAUUGAAUCGAUAUUGAACAAUUGGAAUGCUCGCAAGGAGAAUUUACAGGAGGAAACCGUGAACGGGAAUUGCUCUAUAAACCUAGCUGAUGUUAAAAGGCUAUUCGAUUGCUGUCACAGAUAUAUCAAGGAAGCUAUUCAACUAUAAAUAUUCUCCAUUGAAGGAUCUUAAUUCAUGGGGAAUCUAUCUCUUGAAAGUUUACAAUCUUCUCUACUUUCAAGGCAUACCACAUGAAGUCAGCUUCAAGAAAUGGCAGACCCAGUAGACUUUUGAACAGACAGAUUCAGGUUAGAACUUGCUUCUCUCUUAGGGCACAAUAUGACAAAUUGUACACAAGAAGAAUAGAUGUGCAACAGAAAAAAUAACUCCUCAAAUAUUCAGAAAUAGAAGUUUCACCGAGUAUCUUUCGACAUAAAUCUCAAUUCAAAUGGGCAUAACAAUAAAACAUACUGAAACUUUGAGACUAAAGUAGAGAGAUGGAUGAUCAGGAGAUGAGAGAGAUGCCAGAGACCAAGAGAUUGUCAGCGAGAAUCUUGUUAGCAGCUUCCGUUGGAUGAAAUCCGUCCCAAAAGACAUACUCAGUUGCAUUGUUACAUGUUCCUACUGAUUUUGGGUUGCACAGUAUUGAUGUCUCUAGUAACCCUGUUCCACAACAAGCUCUUCUUGCCUCUGCAAAUCCUGAAAGUUAAACACACACUUAUUAGUAUGAUGUUAGUAAGAAUUGUUUUUUAUGCUUUGACAUGUAUGUAUAAAUACCAAAUUCUGAUGGCCUGGUGGCAAGAUCAUAGAGAGGCUGAUAGAUAUCAAAGACGACUAAAUUGAGUCCAAUGAGGUUUCUCUUGAGAUCCUGUGACGUCGUAUUGAGUUUGUUGUUGAAGGAGAUUGCGUCG